Messenger RNA from Pocillopora verrucosa, 1155 nucleotides. RefSeq lists its product as uncharacterized. Lineage: Eukaryota; Metazoa; Cnidaria; Anthozoa; Scleractinia; Pocilloporidae. Gene Ontology annotation, biological process: cell differentiation; regulation of transcription by RNA polymerase II. The record is from RefSeq and is a predicted model, not a curated record. Gene Ontology annotation, molecular function: DNA-binding transcription factor activity, RNA polymerase II-specific; sequence-specific DNA binding. Gene Ontology annotation, cellular component: nucleus.
CUGUUAUAAAUAAGCCUGUAUUGAUGCUUGAUCAAACAGUCGAACACAGCCAAUUUGAGGUUGAAACAAGGAGAAACUCAUCCCAUAACUCAUCAUAAGCAAAGCUGGUUAAAAGUUGAGGAGAAACCAUUACGAACGAAUGAAUAUGUCGACAAUGGAGCGUGAAAGCCAUGUUGAUCACUCAAUGCAGAAACAACCUGAAACCUUUACCGAAGAAUGUUUGAACCAAGUAGAUCUUCAGAAGUCCGAAAUGACCUCAGUCGCAAGAGAACCUCGUUACAAAAACAUAGUCCACUUGUGGGAGUUUCUAUUGGAGCUGUUGGCGAGCGAUGGCUGCAAAGGGAUCAUUUGCUGGAGUAGAAAAGACCACAGGGAGUUCAGGUUGAACAACCCUCACGAGGUUGCUAAAAGAUGGGGACGCUUAAAAGGGAAGACAGGAAUGAACUAUGAAAAACUCAGUCGAGCUUUGAGAUACUACUAUCAACAAGGAAUUAUCAAAAAGGUCCGUGGUCAAAGGCUCGUGUACAAGUUUAACAAACUUCCAUAUCGAUACGAGCCUGGUGUAACAAGAUCUCAACAUCAAUUAAAGAAGAUAAAUAAAAGCAACACCGAAGAACAACAUCAAGCACCAUCUCCUCAGACAGUCACUGUGCCAUCGCCUGUACCUUCAGCUUUCCUUCCACCAAGUCCAACAAGUCCCAUUAGCCCCGUUAUUACCCCACUCAGUAAAGAUUGGUCAUGGCCAGUUGUUCCCGUGCCUACUCGGCCGAUGUUGUGGUAUCAAGGCUCCUCGCUUCUUAAACCAUCAGCAAUCCUCAUUGGCAGAAGCAGGAUUAUGGUUCCGGUCAUGGAUCCGUUGACGUCACUUCCAUUAGGUUUUAAACCAAUUCAGCCAACACCUUUUAAUACGUCAAUACCAGUUUCAGUUAUUCAGCGAACCAUGUAAAGACAUAUUGUGCUGGAAAGCUCUCCCAGAUUCUGUUAUUCGAGUAGAAACUCGGUGCCACGGCCCUUCUCUCUUGUAUCAACAAAGAGUGAAGGCAAGAGGACAAACCAUAGCUACCGUAGUAAACAUUUCUUUGUACAUAGACAAUAAACUUACUUGAAAUGUGUAUAUAAUGUUGUAUGUAAAUAAAAGGAAGGUUGUAUGAAAAA